This is a messenger RNA of Malaclemys terrapin pileata, 3831 nucleotides long. RefSeq names its product matrix metallopeptidase 15 (gene MMP15). The coding region runs from base 420 to 2423 and encodes 667 amino acids. Lineage: Eukaryota; Metazoa; Chordata; Testudines; Emydidae. The record is from RefSeq and is a predicted model, not a curated record. Gene Ontology annotation, molecular function: zinc ion binding; metalloendopeptidase activity. The transcript has 10 exons. Gene Ontology annotation, cellular component: extracellular matrix. Gene Ontology annotation, biological process: extracellular matrix organization; collagen catabolic process; proteolysis.
GCUCGCGCCGCACACCGAGCCCAGGACGCCGCGAGGAGCGAGCUCCGCCAGGCGCUGCACCCCGGGGCGCCUCGGCGAGCCCGGGAGCCCAGCGCGCGGCAGGGCUGAGCCCGGCCCCAUGGGGCGGGCGCGGGGGGCCUGAGCGCAGCACACAAAGGCGGCGGCGGCGGCGGCGGCCCCCGUGCAACUUUCCUGCGGGCCCCUGCGCGAGCCAUGGGGGCCCGGCGAGCCCCGGCCGCAGGCUCGGAAGGCAGCGGGGCCCCGGGAGCCUAGCGCGGGGCGGAGCGAGCCCCCCUGGCUGCAGGGUCCCUGCUGCGUCUCGGGCUCCCCGCAGAGGCGUCGGGGGCGGCCAGCCCCGAGCCGGGGCCGGGAGAGGCUGACCUCGCCCCCCCGGGGGGCGCAGGACCCCCGGCCGCACCAUGGGCGGGAGGGCCGGUCUGCAAACCGCCAGCCCCGCCUGCCUGCCGGGCCGGACGCUGGGCUGGAGUCUGCUGCUGCUGCUGGCUUCCGUGGGGCGCAGCGAGGCGGCGGAUGGAGAAGUCAAUGCAGAGGCCUGGCUCCGGCUCUAUGGUUACCUCCCGCAGUCCAGCCGGCAGAUGUCCACCAUGCGCUCGGCGCAGACCCUGGCCUCCGCGCUCUCCGAGAUGCAGAGGUUCUACGGGAUCACGGUGACGGGCAUCCUGGACGAGGAGACCAAGCUGUGGAUGAGGCGGCCCCGCUGUGGUGUCCCGGAUCAGUUUGGAGUCCACAUCAAAGCCAACAUGCGGCGGAAGCGGUAUGCGCUCACCGGGCGGCGCUGGAGCCAAACCCACCUGACCUUCAGCAUCCAGAACUACACAGAUAAGCUGGGGCGGUACCACUCGUACGAGGCCAUUCGCCGAGCCUUCCGGGUGUGGGAGCAGGCCACGCCCCUUGUCUUCCAAGAGGUCCCCUAUGAUGACAUCAGGCACAAGAGGAGGAAGGAGGCCGACAUCAUGGUGCUCUUUGCCUCCGGUUUCCAUGGAGACAGCUCCCCCUUCGAUGGCGUGGGGGGCUUCCUGGCCCAUGCGUAUUUCCCCGGCCCCGGGAUGGGAGGGGACACGCACUUUGACUCGGACGAGCCCUGGACACUGGAGAACACAGACGUGUCUGGCAACAAUCUUUUCCUGGUGGCCAUCCACGAGCUGGGGCACUCGCUGGGGCUGGAGCACUCCAGCAAUCCCAGCGCCAUCAUGGCCCCCUUCUACCAGUGGAUGGACACGGAGAACUUCCAGCUGCCCGAGGAUGACCUCAAGGGCAUCCAGCAGUUGUACGGUGCCCCUGAUGGGCAGCCCCAGCCCACCCGACCCCUCCCUACGGUGACUCCCCGCGGCCCUGGAAAGCCAGACCACAGACCCCCCAAGCCACCUCCCCCCGGUAAACCAGAUCGGCCCCCGAAACCAGGCAACCCGGACCGGCCCCGAACCACCGACCGGCCCGACCAGUACGGGCCCAACAUCUGUGAUGGGGAGUUCGACACCGUGGCUGUGCUGCGCGGGGAAAUGUUUGUGUUUAAGGGCCGAUGGUUCUGGAGGGUUCGCCAUAACCGGGUGCUGGACAACUACCCCAUGCCCAUCGGGCACUUCUGGAGAGGCCUCCCCGGGGACAUCGACGCCGCCUACGAGAGGCACGACGGCAAAUUCGUGUUCUUCAAAGGGGAUCGGUACUGGCUCUUCCGAGAGGCAAACCUGGAACCCGGGUACCCGCAGCCCCUCACCAGCUACGGGCAGGGCAUCCCCUACGACAAGAUCGAUACUGCCAUCUGGUGGGAGCCCACGGGACACACCUUCUUCUUCCGCGGGGACAGGUACUGGCGCUUUAACGAGGAGACCCACUCUGUGGAUCCUGGCUACCCGAAGCUGAUCACCGUGUGGGUGGGAGUCCCUCCUACGCCCAAGGGAGCCUUCCUGAGCUCAGAUGCCUCGUACACCUAUUUCUACAAAGGCACCAAGUACUGGAAGUUCGACAAUGAGCGGUUGAAGACGGAGCCGGGGUACCCCAAGUCCAUCCUGCGGGACUUCAUGGGCUGCCACGAGGCACUGGUGCCGGACCCCGACCCUGGGCACCGAUGGCCUGACCUGGACAGACCUCCCUUCAACCCGGAUGGCAGGGGCACGGGCGAUGACCGGGAGGGGGACGAAGGGGAGGCCGAAGCACGCCCCGGUGACCGGGAGGAGGAGGAGGAGGAGGACUACGGCGGCCCCACCCGGGGCAGCGGCAACGACGUGGACAUCGUGGUGCAGAUAGACAAGUACACGCGGACCAUGAGCAUCGUCAUGGUGAUGGUGCCCCUGGUGCUGCUGCUUUGCGUUCUGGGCCUCAUCUACGCCAUCAUCCAGAUGCACAGGAAGGGGGCCCCUCGGAUGCUGCUCUACUGCAAACGCUCCUUGCAGGAGUGGGUCUGAUCCUGGACCCCCCCCCACCAUGACCCCCUCCUCGCCCCCAGCCCGAUCCCCUCUCCCACCACCAUGGUGCUAACAAAGAAACUUGAGAAGACGAAGCCCCUGGAGCCUUUCUUGGACGACUUACACCGAGAUUUUGCACAUUGAGUUGAAUGCGCUCGGCCAGGCCUGCUUCCCCCUCGAGCAUGUCGGAGACGCCCCACUACAGACUCCUCCGUGCCUACAGCCACCCCUGCCCUUCCCAUGCCUGGAUCAAGGCCGCCUGUGGGCCCCUCCCUGCUGGAGGAGAGGGGGGUUGCCCCACGAUCUGGGUUGCUCCCAGUGUUCCCGCUGGGCGAGGGAGACCAUGUCCGUGCGCUGCAGCCCCUGAUCUCUCGUCGCUGCGGGGCUGGCAUUGGGGAGCGGCCAUUUGCUGGGGGCCCCCAUCUCUGCUUCACAGAAGCACCUGGGCCCCGAGUGCCGAACCCCCCACGGGAGGGGACAGCUGGGUGGGUUUCCCUUAUGGCCCUCCUGGGCCAUGGGGGUUUCUUCCCCGUCCUCAGAGCCACCUCCCUCGGCUGCGUUCUCGGCUCGGCGCCCAGUCACAGGCUCGGAGGGGCAGAACUCGAAAUGCUUCCUCAGCUCGGCUCUUCCCCCAGCAAUCAGCGCUCCUGGUCCUGGAUGUUUCCCUUCGGCGCCCAUCCACAUGUCGUGCGUGUGUUGUCUGUGCCAGGCUGGGCCCGUGGAGCAGAGGGAGGGGAUCCUGGUCUGGGUGGUUCACCCCUGCCAAGUCACCAGUCUGAUCAAUCCCAGGGGGGUACGUUCCCCAGCCCGAGGAAAGGGAAGCCUUUUCCCGGGUGAGGUCCUAUAGGAGAGGCCUGGCUCUUUGGUUCAUCCGAGGCAGUCUGGCUCUGAUGUCUGUUUCAAGCUCCCCUCCCUGUCUCCUCGUGUCGGUGGUCUUUGCAGCCCUGCUCCUCCCCGGGGCGAGUGGGCCAGCCGCUCAGUGCACUGCCCUGGGGGAGUGGGAAGCCAUCUCCCCGGCCCCUCUUCUCGCUCGCCCGGAUGGUGCUAACCUCUAGCAGCCGCUUUUCCCCACACAGCGCGCUAGCAGCGGGGCCCAGGGGAAACGGCCUCGUCCAGGAGCUUCUCCCCAUGGCCACCCUUGGGCUGUGGACAUUGGCUUUCCUGGGCAUUUCAGUGCCAAGCUACAGCAAGGGGAGGGUGGUGGGGUCGUCAGGGUGCAUGGGCCAGCUGGAGAACUGGAUUCCAAUCCUGGCUCAGGUCCCAGGUGACAUGAGUUUGAUGGCCUCAGCCUUGUGUCUAGCAGGGAUUGGAAUGUGGACUGACCAGGAUUAUACAUCUGAGCCUGUGGCUAGAGUAGCUGGGGGGCUGCAGGGCGGAGGGGCACUGGCUGAGCUGGGGGAGGGCCCGG